AAAGAAAUCUUUAAUUUUCAGUUCUCAUCAUAUAUAUAAAACGAUUCAAGUUCAACAAAAUCCAACCAUGAAUCUUUCAUUCUCAGCCUUAUCAUCAGCUUAAUCAUCAUCUGCAAUUCUUCCACUGUCAAACAAACGAAUAUCAUCAAGGCCUGCGAGGGUUUCUGUGAUUUCAUGUUCUUCUUCUUCUUCUGCCUCAACCAUCACCAUGAAUACUGAGAAGACCUGCAACUUCUACAAGCUUCUGUCUUUGAGCUCAGAGGCCGCAACCAUGACCGAGAUCAAGCAGGCCUACCGGUCCAUGGCGCUCCGGUACCACCCCGAUGUGUGCCGGCACACCUCGGAAAGAGAGGAGUGGACGAGGCUGUUUGUGCAGCUUAAUGCUGCGUAUGAGACCCUGUCGAAUCCCCAACUUCGUGAAGAGUAUGACUACAAUGUUCUGGGAUUGAGAAGGAAGACGGCCGCGGCGGCCGCGGCGGCGAGUGAUGAGGUCAGUUUGAGAAAGAGUAGGUGUGAGGACCAAAAGAGAAGGUCUAACAGAAGUUCCAUGAGAACACAAAGAAUGAAACACCGCAAUUGAUUCAUUUCUUACCACGGAUUAUUAUUUUCAAACUGCAGAUAAUUUAAUGCUUGUUAAUUCUCUGUAACUAUCAUUCAUCUGUUAGGUACAUAAUUGUCAAUUCAUAUAUAU
Molecule: messenger RNA, 691 nt
Organism: Neltuma alba
Lineage: Eukaryota; Viridiplantae; Streptophyta; Magnoliopsida; Fabales; Fabaceae
Product: chaperone protein dnaJ 20, chloroplastic-like
Exons: 2
Coding region: 209-580 (123 amino acids)
Cellular component (GO): chloroplast
Source: RefSeq, a predicted model, not a curated record